CUUGAUACUCAUACUACAUAGUCUUUGACAUGUAUGUAGGUCAAGCACGACCAACUGCUCAACCAAAGUUGGUACGACUUAAGUAACUGAAUAAGGUUACGUAGAUCCACACCCGAAGGUCCUCCCAAGCAUUCCUAGCGUAUCUCCACAUUUUCCUCUAGCACCUCCGAUUCAUGGUAUAAUUCUCUGAUGCGGUCCUCCUUGUUCAACUUCUUCCAUCCCUACCCUACCACUUUUUCCUCAUGCAGUCGAUGCACAUGCAGAUUCCCUUCAUAUAAUAUUCUGCUCCCAUCAGCUCAUUAUAUCUGAACCGGCCUCCAGACGAGAAUUCGAGACUCCUCAAUACGCUUAUUACGCCAAUACAACCCUCCCUGCCUACUUAUAACCGGUCUACUGUACGUCUAGUGGCGUAGACAAAGAAAAGAAAAAAAAAUCUGCGAAGCAAACUUCUUGAGGGAAGAGAAGAAGAAGAAGAAAAAUAUCAGGAGGAAAGGAAAGGCGCUGCCUGCCGUCAUAACACUUGACGCUUGCUCUCUCGCUCCAGCAUAUCAUCAGCUUAAGACCGAGCGCCAAGUGUUGUGUCAGCUAGUCGUAAGGUCGAUACUAAGUUGUGAAGCAAUGGUCCUAACAAAGCAGAGAUUACCCCGAAACCCGGAUGACUUCCCAACUGUUCAGCUUUUUCUAUUAGCUAUCGUCCGCCUUGCUGAGCCUAUCGCUCUAACUUCCAUUUUCCCCUAUGCCUGGGCCCUUGUUAAACGCUUCAAAAUCGGCAACGAGCAAGAUGCCUCGUUUUACGCCGGUCUCCUUAUUUCCUCAUUCUCGCUCGCCGAGGCCUUGAUGGGCAUGUUUUGGGGUGGCCUGUCUGACAGAGUUGGUCGGAAACCUGUCCUUCUAGUAGGAUGUAUUGGCACGAUGUUCAGCAUGGUUAUGGUCGGCUUUGCCACUAACCUCUGGGUUGCCUUGAUCGGCCGAGCACUCGGCGGACUUCUCAAUGGAAAUAUCGGUGUGAUCCAAACAAUGGUUGGAGAAUUGGUCAGCAAACCCGAGCAUGAGCCUCGCGCUUAUUCCGUGAUGCCGUUCGUCUGGUCCAUCGGAACCAUAAUUGGUCCAGCAAUUGGCGGAAUGCUGGCAGAUCCCCAUGAGACUUGGCCAAGCACGUUUCCAGAAGGCACCCUACUCGCUAAUUACCCCUAUCUUCUUCCCAAUCUUUGCUGUGCUGCUCUUCUACUGAUUAGCAUUGGCCUUGGGUACUUCCUGCUCGAAGAGACGCAUCCUGACAUGAUACCGCGAGUUAUGCUUCCCGAUGACACUUACGUCUCCGACGAAACACCUCUUAUCGAAACGUCUGACGCUAUUAAGCAACCAGCUGUUGAUCUGCGCUCCGAAACCUACGGAACUUUCCGAGGUAGUAUUGAAUUGAACCGUGAUUCGGUCUGUGUAAAAGAGCCGGAGAAGAAGGGAAAUUUCAACAUCUUCACUAAGCGCAUUAUGGCCCUAGUUAUCGCGCUUUCGAUUUUCACUUAUCAUUCGAUGACUUAUGACCAUCUUUUACCAAUCUUUUUUGAAGAUGAGAGAGUUCCAGUAGACCACCUCCCGGAAGAGGGUUUUCUGUCAAAAUUUAACCCCUUAUACUCACCUGGUGGCUUAGGUCUUUCGAUGCAGUCCGUGGGGUUUGUCAUGGCUAUAAACGGGGCCAUUGCACUCUUCAUCCAGGUCGUUGUAUUCCCUCUAGCUGCCGAGAGGAUUGGCGUUUAUAAACUCUUCAUCCUUGUUGCUGUCCUACACCCAAUUGCCUACGUUAUUGUUCCAACGUUGGUACACUUACCGGACUCCCUUCUAUACCCCGGGAUCUACUUUUGCUUGACUAUCCGGAACAUCUUCUCAAUUAUCAUAUAUCCUCUCCUUCUUAUACUUAUCAAGGAAGCUACUCCUAGCUCGUCUAUUCUCGGGAAGGUGAACGGCCUUGCAGCCAGCGCUGGUGCGGCUUGCCGUAUGAUCGCUCCACCUGUCGCUGGCUAUCUCUAUUCGAUCGGAUCACAAAUUGAUUGCACUGGCCUUGCUUGGUAUGGAAGUGCUCUUGUUGCCAUUAUAGGCGCAUUUCAGUGCUUUUCCGUCAAGCGAAACCGGAAUGAAGCCGCCCCGGAGGAGGCAGGACUCGACCCCAAGGGACAGCGUGGGUUGGUGACAGUUGUGGAGGUAAACGAUGACGAACACGAUAACGAAUAGGCGGAGCCAUGGACGAUGGUACUGCUGGGUAUUCGCCUACAAGCAAUAAAUUGUUUGCUUGUUGGUCGCCCACAUGAAAAGUCGAUGAAUUAUGGCCCAUUCAUGCGCUUGUUUAUGAGUGCGGAAAUGGAUCAUUGCAAGUUCGGCGUUAUAUGCGUAUUGGCUCGGCGUUUUAAGGAAAGGUCUGGGAAAACAAAUCGGGGUUGGGCUUGGUAUGCAACGAUAUCCUCCGACGAGCUCACGGAUAGAAUAUGGUUUACGUUAUAUAUCAUAUUUGCUGCAUGUCGGGUGUUCAGCGAAGUAGCGUGUCUAUAUGGUUGAGUUAGUUAGCAUAUCGGAACAAUCGUUAAACUAGAUAAUAAUAUAAUGGUGUUAAACUUGGAAA
Messenger RNA from Annulohypoxylon truncatum, 2611 nucleotides. Its product is annotated as MFS general substrate transporter. Lineage: Eukaryota; Fungi; Ascomycota; Sordariomycetes; Xylariales; Hypoxylaceae. The record is from RefSeq and is a predicted model, not a curated record. Gene Ontology annotation, molecular function: transmembrane transporter activity. The transcript has 3 exons. The coding region runs from base 619 to 2226 and encodes 535 amino acids. Gene Ontology annotation, biological process: transmembrane transport.